Molecule: messenger RNA, 777 nt
Organism: Solanum stenotomum
Lineage: Eukaryota; Viridiplantae; Streptophyta; Magnoliopsida; Solanales; Solanaceae
Exons: 4
Coding region: 1-777 (258 amino acids)
Source: RefSeq, a predicted model, not a curated record
AUGCCUCCACGAAGAGCAGUCAGAGGUCGUCCAGCUAUGAGGAAUGUUGAGGAACAAGAGUUACCCAAUGCACCCGAAGUGCAAUCUCAAGGGGAAGUGACCAAUGUUGAGUUCAGAGAGACAAUUAGGAUGUUGAGUCAAGCUGUGACUAACCAGGAGUAUGGGUUGAAGUUCACCCAACUGUCUCGCUAUGCUCCUGAAAUAGUUGUGGACAUGAGGGGUAGGAUGAGUUUGUUUGUUGCUGGUUUGGGACGUCUAUUAAGCAAAGAGGGUCGGGCAUCAAUGCUUAUUGGGGACAUGAACAUUUCGAGGUUGAUGGUUUAUGUGCAGCAUGUAGAGAAAGAGAAGCUAAGGGAUAGGGAUGAGUUCAAGAACAAGAGGGCUAAGAUAGGGAAUGAGUCUGGGCAACAGAAGAGUGAGUACUAUGGUCAGAAUUCUAGAGCUAAGCCUGCCUAUUCUCAGGGCAUUGUGGCGCAAGAGGGUAGUAAGCCUCAUACAUGCACCAAGUGUGGUAAGAACCAUUUAGGUGUUUGUCGCGAGGGCUCCACUGGUUGUGUUUCAAGUGUGAUCAGAGUGGGCAUUUCAUGCGAGAGUGUCCAAGGAACAAGCAGGGUAAUGGGGGCAAUAGAGCCCAGUCUUCUUCAAUCGCUCCACCAGACAGGACUGCACCUAGAUGAGCUACUUCUGGUAUUGACGGAGGAACAAACCGCUUGUAUGCUCUCAAUAAUCGCCAAGUGCAAGAGGAUUCACCAGAUGUUGUCACUGGGUCCCUCUUGA